Molecule: messenger RNA, 1636 nt
Organism: Babjeviella inositovora NRRL Y-12698
Lineage: Eukaryota; Fungi; Ascomycota; Pichiomycetes; Serinales
Product: ubiquitin-specific protease
Exons: 1
Coding region: 264-1298 (344 amino acids)
Biological process (GO): protein deubiquitination; endoplasmic reticulum unfolded protein response
Cellular component (GO): nucleus; cytosol
Molecular function (GO): cysteine-type deubiquitinase activity
Source: RefSeq, a predicted model, not a curated record
GGGAAGCAUAUCUCACUUCAAAAUACUUAUAAAAGUAUCUUAGUUUUCGGAUAAUUUAGGACGAAUUUUCAGAUGUCAUACUCUUGGCGUUAGUUGCGAAUAAUGUUAUCCUUCCAUCCAACACAUGCCCCGAAUUUGACACCAUCCUGCACAUGGCACAAGCUUCUCUUGCCACAAGAAUUGUGAUAACUCUGACAUCGCAACCUCUUUGCCAGCUAACCCCAAUAAUUCUACAUACAAAGCAUCUAACACAUAAAUACAAAAUGAAGCUCAAAUUUCGGUCUUCCACCACCUCGAAAGUCUUGACGUUACCACCGCACGGCACUAUCAAGGACUUGCUCCAGGAACUCUUGCAGGCAGGCCUCGAACCAACCCAGAACGACAAGAGCUUGAUCAUCAAAGGAGGGUUUCCGCCAAAAAGAAUUGAUAUUUCAGACAGUCUGGUGCUUCUUGAAGAAGUGGGGGUUAAGAAUGGAGACCAGUUGGUGAUUGAAUAUGGAUCAACUACUAGUACUUCGCAGUCUCUAGCGUCCGCAAAACCACCGAUCAAUGCUGUGAGCAAACUCCAACCGAAGCAAGAGCCGAAACCUUCCCGUUCUAUCUCUUCGAAGAACUCCCAAAAAUCUGCAUCCAAAGCGCCGGCUCCAAAGUACUUUACUCAAUGCUUAGAUGGAUAUAUCGUGCUCCGGGUGCAGCCCGACGACAACUCCUGUCUCUUCAACUCGGUGCUCUACUCGCUAUAUGGAUCUACGUCUCAGGUUUAUUCCGCCUUGGAUCUUCGCCGGUAUGUUGCUUCGUACAUCACCUCUCACGCUGACACAUACUCAGAGGCUAUUUUGGGAAAACCGAACAAGGAAUACGCCGAGUGGAUUCUCUUGCCAGUCUCGUGGGGCGGUGCUAUCGAGUUGCAGAUUUUAAGCGAGUUCUUGCACGUGAAGAUCCAGACCAUUGAUGUGGAAACGGGGCAUAUCUACGACUUUUCUUCUGAGCUGGGCGAUGAGGACACAUCCAUCGCUAUCGUUUACUCCGGGAUUCAUUACGACUCAUUGGUAUACAGCCUGCUGCUCACAGAUCUUUCUAAAGAUAUCGGAGUGAUAUCACUGAACACAGAAUGGGGCCAAUUGUUCAUGGCUGUCGCCUCUCUGACGAUUUGUCUUGAUUUAAAAGAUAAGGGCUACGCUACUAACACCAAUAAGUUCCAGUUGUUGUGCCAGAUAUGUGGGGUUAAAGUCAAAGGGCAGCUUGAGGCCGCAAAACACGGCAGAGCUACCGGUCACUCUGAAUUUGGUGAGGUAUAAGAUGCACGUUUGAGCCGUGGAAUUCUGCUAGCUAGAGUGCGUGUCUGCUUUAUGGGACGACUAUUGUAACACGUAUUUAGAGACCUUAAAAACCUAGCACACAGAAUAUUUUGUAUUUGCAAACAUUGAUCCUAGGAGCGAUGCUUCAAUAACCGGUCCUUACUUUUGGCAGUUUAAACGUUUGUAGUGGUCUGGACCGUGCUUUUGAAAACCCGUGAAGUAUAUCUACAAUUGGAGAUUCGGGAUACAGGCAACUGGGUAUCUCCAGGACGACCAGCAACACGCGUAACGCGUCGUGUCAGCUUUAGCGUCACAGUAAUUUCCUAUCUUGACAAGAG